AUGGACCCGUCUUCUCUGUAUCGGCCCAUCAACAUCCACCUCUAUCGGCCCAUUCAUACCCACAGAAGAGUCCCGUCUUCGUCUAGUCGUUCCUUGGCUGCACUGAUACAUACUCCACAUCUCCCAAAGGCCAAACCCUUCCGCCGCCACCUUCCUCCCUCCUCACCGGCGAUCUGCCCAGCGUUCACGCAGUACACCAUGACGAUCUCCGCUCGUAUCGCCGGCGACGGCCAACCCACCGGAUCCGCCUCCUCUAUCAUCGCCGGCGCCGUGAGCGGCUACCAUUUGCUAAGAAUCGUCGGCUACUCGCGCACAAAGGAGGUCCCUAAUGGCGAGUGGAUCGACUCUUGCCCGUUCGGGGCUGGUGGCCGGACAUGGCAUGUUCGUUACUAUCCCAACGGGGACUCCAAGAACGUGGAUUUCAUAUCCCUCUUUCUCACACUCGAUGAUACCCUUGCCGAAGCCGAGACCGUGAAGGCACAAGGCAAAUUCAGCUUACUCGACCAACAUGGGAAGCCGGUGCCGGACUAUACUAAGACUACCAGUAUCAGAGACUUUGCCGUGGGUAGCGACUGUUGGGGAUUUGGCAAGUUUAUGGGAAGGGAGGCAUUGGAGAAAUCAGAGCAUCUCAAGGACGAUUCCUUCACUGUCAAGGUCGAUGUUAACAUCAUGGGCGAGUGCCACACGCAGGAGGCUCCAGCCAUCGUGGUGCCACCGUCUGACAUGCACCUGCACUUUGGGGACCUCCUGUCAAGCAAGGCCUGCGUCGACGUCGAGUUCCGAGUUGCCGGCGAGACGUUCUCCGCCCACCGGUCGGUGCUCGCGGCGCGUUCGCCAGUUUUCAGAGCGCAGUUCUGUGGCCCCAUGAAGGAGGGAACAAGCACAGAUGCCAUCCACAUAGAUGACAUGGAGGCACGCGUGUUCAGUGCUCUGCUUUCCUUCAUCUACACGGAUGCGUUGCCGGAGAUGAAGCAAGAUGAAGAAUCCGCCAUGGCUCAGCAUUUGCUUGUUGCAGCAGACAAGUACGGUUUGGACAGGCUGAAGCUGAUUUGCGAGGAUAAGCUGAGCAGUGAUAUCGAUACGAGCUCAGUGGCGACCAUAUUGGCGUUGGCCGAGCAGCACCACUGCUGUGGGCUUAAGGCGGCUUGCUUGGCGUUCCUCGGCUCGCCCAUGAAUCUGGAUGCGGCCAUCAAGUCUGAAGGUUUUGAGUUUUUAACCAAGAGCUGCCCUGGUGUUUUGAAGGAUUUCCUCAUCUCCCAUGUUGUUCCUAGUUUACUCGGGAAAAGAAAAUCAGGGGCAUGA
This is a messenger RNA of Lolium rigidum, 1302 nucleotides long. RefSeq names its product BTB/POZ and MATH domain-containing protein 1-like. The transcript has a single exon. Gene Ontology annotation, molecular function: protein binding. Gene Ontology annotation, biological process: protein ubiquitination. NCBI's taxonomy places the organism in Eukaryota, Viridiplantae, Streptophyta, Magnoliopsida, Poales, Poaceae. Bases 1 to 1302 code for a protein of 433 amino acids. The record is from RefSeq and is a predicted model, not a curated record.